Messenger RNA from Drosophila innubila, 3275 nucleotides. RefSeq names its product optomotor-blind protein (gene bi). The transcript has 8 exons. Gene Ontology annotation, molecular function: DNA-binding transcription factor activity, RNA polymerase II-specific; RNA polymerase II cis-regulatory region sequence-specific DNA binding. The coding region runs from base 170 to 3028 and encodes 952 amino acids. The record is from RefSeq and is a predicted model, not a curated record. Gene Ontology annotation, biological process: positive regulation of DNA-templated transcription; regulation of transcription by RNA polymerase II; cell fate specification. Gene Ontology annotation, cellular component: nucleus. NCBI's taxonomy places the organism in Eukaryota, Metazoa, Arthropoda, Insecta, Diptera, Drosophilidae.
UGCAAGCAACAACAACAACAAAAAGUACCUGCCGAACAACAACAACAACAACAACGAGAAGAACGAGAAGAAUUGCAAAGUGCAACAAGUGUGAGAAGAGAAUUGAGGAAAGCAUUGAGGGAAAUCAUUUUUUACCGCGUGACGCACAUGUUGAUGAAAUUGUAAUGUAAUGAGAUACGACGUCCAGGAGCUGCUACUUCAUCAGUCUGCUGAGGAUCCAUUCGCCAGGUUCGCAAAUGGGAUGGCAUAUCAUCCAUUUCUGCAGCUAUCGCAAAGACCCACUGACUUCAGCGUCUCGUCGCUGUUGACGGCGGGUAGCAACAGCAACAACAACAGUAGCAACAACAACAGCAGCAACAACAACAGCAGCAGCAACAACAACAGCAGCAACAAUCACAACAACAGCAGCAGCGCAGCAGCAGCAGCAGCGACGGCAGCAGCAGCGGCAGCGGCAGCGGGUCAAGCUUUAAGCUCGCCAGGCUCUGGCGCUGGCAAUUAUCGUAGCUCGCCGUCGCAGCUCUCGCCACAAAGCAAUCACAGCAAUCACAACAACAACAACAAUAACAAUAACAAUAUUAACAACAACAAUAAUAAUAAUAAUAACAAUAACAACAAUAAAAACCACGAACCACUGAGCGGUGCAUCGCCAACGCCAACAUCCUCAUCAUCACCGCCACCAGCAGCAGCACCACCACCACCGCCGUCAUCAUCAGCAACAUCAUCAUCUUCAGCGGCAGCAGCACCACCGCAUCAACCACCGCCGCCGCCGCCGUCUCUACCCGCGCAUCAUUCACCACAGCAGCAGCAACAACAACAACAACAACAACCACCACCUGGUCUGCAUCCACCGCCGCCACAGCAUUUGGGGCCACAUCAACAACAACCACCGCCGCCGCCAUAUUUUCCGGCCGCGGCAUUGGCCGCUCUGGCUGGCAGUCCGGCGGGUCCGCAUCAUCCGGGUCUAUAUAGCGCCGCCGGCGGUUUGCGUUUCCCACCACAUCCAGCGCAUCCGCACGCCCACCAUCCGCUGGGCACCGCCUACACCACCGCCGAGGACGUGGUGCUCGCAUCGGCUGUGGCCCAUCAGUUGCAUCCGGCGAUGCGACCACUGCGCGCCCUGCAGCCCGAGGACGAUGGCGUCGUCGAUGAUCCCAAGGUCACGCUCGAGGGCAAGGAUCUGUGGGAGAAGUUCCACAAGCUGGGCACCGAAAUGGUCAUCACCAAGAGCGGCAGACAAAUGUUUCCGCAAAUGAAAUUUCGUGUUUCGGGUCUGGAUGCCAAGGCUAAAUACAUACUGCUACUGGAUAUCGUUGCGGCGGAUGAUUAUCGUUAUAAAUUUCAUAAUAGUCGCUGGAUGGUUGCUGGUAAAGCGGAUCCUGAAAUGCCAAAACGCAUGUACAUUCAUCCAGAUUCGCCCACAACGGGUGAGCAAUGGAUGCAAAAAGUUGUUUCAUUUCACAAAUUAAAAUUGACCAACAAUAUUAGUGAUAAACAUGGAUUUGUAAGUACUACAAUACUGAACUCAAUGCAUAAAUAUCAGCCGCGCUUUCAUUUGGUGCGAGCCAACGAUAUUCUGAAGCUACCAUAUUCCACGUUUCGCACGUACGUGUUCAAGGAGACGGAGUUUAUAGCCGUGACUGCAUAUCAAAAUGAGAAGAUAACACAAUUGAAAAUUGACAACAAUCCCUUUGCGAAGGGCUUUCGUGAUACUGGUGCUGGCAAACGGGAAAAGAAGCAGGCGCUGAUGUCGAAUCGAGGGUCCGACUCGGACAAACUGAAUCCGACGCACGUGAGCAGCUCGCGGGCGCCGUUGCAUUUGGGCCACGCCGGACGGCCGCCACAUUUGCAUCCGGCCCAUGCGGCGGCGCUGCUGGAUAAUCAGCAGGACGAUGACGAUAAGCUAUUGGAUGUGGUGGGGCCACCGCAGAGUCCGCUGUUGCCUUUGAGCCACUCGCUGCAACAGAUGCACGCGCACCAGCAUUCGGCAGCACUGGCUGCCUGGUUUAAUCAUUUGGCUGGCGCUGGCGCCGGUGAGCAUGCGGCCGCAGCGAAUGCCGAGGAUGCACUGCGUCGUCGCCUGCAAGCGGACGAUAUGGAGCGCGAUGGCAGCGAUUCAAGUUGCUCGGAGAGCGUCGGCGGCAGCACCGGCGGUGCCUUUCGUCCCACCUCAACGGGCAGCCCCAAGGAGGGCGUCGGUGGCGGCGGUGCAGCGGCUGCGGCAGCGGCGGCUGGUCUAAGUGCCGCCGGCAGUUAUCCAUCACCGAAUAUAUCAGUGGGACCACCGAUCCACCCGUCGCCGCAUCUGUUGCCUUACCUCUAUCCACACGGACUCUAUCCGCCGCCGCAUCUGGGACUGUUGCAUAAUCCGGCAGCAGCAGCUGCCAUGAAUCCCGCCGGCCUCAAUCCCGGCCUGCUGUUCAACGCCCAGCUGGCAUUGGCCGCCCAGCAUCCGGCGUUGUUUGGCCACGCCUACGCAGCGGCUGGACACACGCCCGUCUCACCGCUGCAGGGACUGAAGAGUCAUCGCUUCUCGCCGUACAGUUUGCCGGGCAGCCUGGGCUCCGCUUUUGAUGCAGUGACGCCUGGCUCGAAUGCGAAUCGCAGCAGCGGCGCCGCCGAUGCCGCUGCACCGCCAAAUCUAUUGGCUGCCAGCGGCGGAGCUGGUGGCGGAGGUGGGGGAGGUGGCAUGGCACUUGACAAUGGACCGCGUAGUCUCAGCUCGAGUCCGAGACCGCGUGCCUCGUCGCACUCGCCGCCAACGCGUCCCAUAUCCAUGUCGCCGACAACGCCGCCGUCGCUGCUGAAGCGACAGCCGCAGCAUUCGCCAUCGGAGCUGAAGAGCAUGGAGAAGAUGGUCAAUGGCUUGGAGGUGCAACACAAUGGCAGCGCUGCAGCAGCGGCAGCGGCGGCAUUACUGGACGGUCGCUCCGAUUGCGAUGAGGGCGGCCUGGAUAUGGAUGAGAUGGACGACGAUGAUGAUCACGAUCGCAGCUCUGUCAUCGAUCUCGAUCUGGAUGUCGAUGUCUGACCGCAAACGGUGCAGCUGCAGCAGCUUUAGCGUGCAACCAGCUACUGCUACUGGGGCAACGUCAAUCAAACAUGGGCCCGUUACCGCAACCGCAACCUCACUGUUCCGGCCCUGGCCAGCGUUGCCAGUUGAUGGCGUUAACCAACACUGUACGACUCUAAAAUCAAUUUGUAAAUACGCGCCACGAUCUAUAUAGGCAUUGUAGCAUAUAGCAUGUAGUCCACACACACACACACACACACACACA